AUGCCGCCAAGCCAGCAAGUGCGGCUCGAGUUUGCGCAGCGCGACAUUUCGUUCCAAUACGCACAGCUGUGCCUUCCUUCGAACUGCCCCAAAGGCGUCUACGUUCAGCUGGACGACGAUGACACUCACCUUUGGCAUGGCGUGAUCUUUGUUCAGAAUGGACCAUUCAGCGGAGGCAUCUUCCGCUUUGACAUCGUCUUCCCUCCAGCAUACCCAUCGGCAACACCGCAAGUCUUCUUUCCACCCACGUUGCUUCAUCCGCUCGUCGAUCCCGACACUGGCCGACUGCUGCUCAGCUCUCGAUUCCCGACAGCAUGGCGUCCUCGGCAGGACUUUGUCUUCCACAUCCUACAGUUCGUGAAGAACGCUUUCCAGGAAGACAACCUUGAGUCCCUACGUGAGGGACAAGUCGCAAAUCCAGAAGUCUAUAGGAUGUUCCGCACACACCGGACGCUGUUCAACAAGCUCGCGCUUCAAUCGGUCUCGUUGUCGACGGCACCGUCGAGUCUAUAUGAUGUGAGCGGCGGCAGCGGGUUUCCGAAUCCAAGCAUCGGGCUGAACCGCGCCAACCCGGCGCGCCCUGCUGAUGGCAUGUCUUCAUUCACAAGUCGACCGAUGCGUACGGACGAGGCAAACGGUAUUCUGUUCCGCAAGCUCGACGAUGGCGAACUUGCCGAGCUCAGAGGCGACAUCUUCGGCGACGAAGCAGCAGACUCGCCAGCACCAGCGCCGGUCCUCGAGCUCUAA
This is a messenger RNA of Moesziomyces antarcticus, 747 nucleotides long. Its product is annotated as UBC-like protein. The coding region runs from base 1 to 747 and encodes 248 amino acids. NCBI's taxonomy places the organism in Eukaryota, Fungi, Basidiomycota, Ustilaginomycetes, Ustilaginales, Ustilaginaceae. The transcript is spliced from 3 exons. The record is from RefSeq and is a predicted model, not a curated record.